AGCAAUUAUAAGUAACAAUACAAUGCAAACAGAGUGACUCCAUUACAAAUAAUAGAUAUUCAUAUAUGGCUGCAUAAACAUUCCAGGAAAUUAAACACCCACUGAGUUUGUGUUUUGUGUGUGUGUGUGAGAGAGAGAGAGAGAGAGAGAGGAUGGAGAGCUUUUUGAAGAUGCAAAGGGGAGGGGAGUGCGUGUUGGAUUUGAGCCCAAGAUCGACGGUCGGUGGAGGAGUUGAAGAUGUGUACGGCGAGGAUCGCGCCUCCGAAGAUCAACUCGUCACCCCCUGGACCGUCUCCGUUGCUAGCGGUUAUACUAUGCUGAGAGACCCCCACCAUAACAAGGGGCUUGCGUUUACUGAGAAAGAGAGAGAUGCUCACUACUUGCGCGGUCUUCUCCCACCGGCUGUUCUUACUCAAGAGCUUCAGGAGAAAAAGCUGAUGAAUAACAUUCGCCAGUACGAAGUUCCCUUGCACAAAUACAUGGCCAUGAUGGAACUCGAGGAGAGAAACGAGAGGUUGUUUUACAAGCUACUUAUUGAUAACGUAGAGGAGCUACUCCCAAUAGUGUACACUCCGGUUGUCGGAGAGGCUUGCCAAAAAUACGGAAGCAUCUUCAGGCGUCCUCAGGGUGUGUACAUUAGCUUGAAAGAAAAGGGCAAGAUUCUAGAGGUAUUGAGAAACUGGCCCGAGAGAGGAAUUCAAGUCAUUGUUGUCACCGAUGGCGAGAGGAUUUUGGGUCUCGGUGAUCUUGGCUGCCAGGGAAUGGGAAUACCGGUCGGGAAAUUGGCUUUGUACACUGCUCUGGGAGGUGUCAGACCUUCCGCGUGUUUGCCGAUAACGAUCGAUGUUGGAACGAACAACGAGCAGCUACUAAAUGACGAGUUCUACAUUGGGCUCAAGCAAAAGCGUGCAACUGGAAAGGAAUAUUACGACUUCUUACACGAGUUCAUGACUGCUGUCAAACAAAAUUACGGUGAAAAAGUUCUUGUACAGUUUGAGGAUUUCGCCAACCACAAUGCUUUUGAGCUGUUGGCUAAAUACGGAACCACCCACCUCGUAUUUAACGAUGAUAUACAGGGGACAGCAUCUGUGGUCCUCGCUGGACUCGUUGCAUCGCUUAAGCUGCUUGGUGGUUCCUUGGGCGAUCACACGUUCUUGUUCCUCGGAGCUGGAGAAGCUGGAACUGGUAUAGCCGAACUUAUAGCCCUUGAAAUGUCGAAGCAGACUAAAAUUCCAUUGGAAGAAACAAGGAAAAAGAUUUGGCUCGUAGACUCAAAGGGAUUAAUUGUUAAGUCCCGUAAGGAAUCUCUUCAACACUUUAAGCAACCGUGGGCUCAUGAUCACGAACCUGUUAACAAUCUCUUAGAUGCCGUCAAUGCUAUAAAACCAACAGCUUUGAUAGGGACAUCUGGUGUUGGAAAACAAUUCACAAAAGAGGUGGUCGAAGCUAUGGCCGCCUUCAAUCAAACACCUCUCAUCAUGGCUCUCUCCAAUCCAACCUCACAAGCUGAGUGCACAGCUGAAGAAGCUUACACUUGGACCGAGGGUCGUGCUAUUUUUUCAAGUGGAAGUCCAUUUGACCCUGUAGAGUACAAUGGGAAAUUGUUUGUGCCUGGCCAGGCAAACAAUGCAUAUAUAUUUCCCGGGCUCGGUUUUGGGUUGGUCAUAUCCGGUGCCAUUCGUGUGCACGAUGACAUGCUUCUUGCAGCUUCGGAAGCUUUGGCUGGUCAAGUAACGCAGGAGCAUUACGACAAGGGAAUGAUUUAUCCUCCGCUUUCCAACAUACGAACAAUCUCAGCUCACAUUGCUGCAAAUGUAGCUGCUAAAGCAUAUGACCUUGGUUUGGCAACACGGCUUCCUCGACCUGCAGAUUUGGUGAAGUAUGCUGAGAGCUGCAUGUACACUCCAAACUACAGAAACUACCGUUGAUCGAAGCAUUGAUCUGAGAUCGAUCGACGUGAAUAAUCGUUUUUCGUAUUUUGUUUUCGAGCAUAUUCCAUGUUUGUAUUUGUUGUGUCUUAAUUCUGCUAUUACAUAUAUGUUCAAGUUUCAUGAUCGAGUGUUGUACGUUGAACGGAAUAUAUCUCAUGUACUUUGUAUUUAUGAAUUAUAUUAAUAAUCCUUCGUAAAAAAAAAAAAA
This is a messenger RNA of Erythranthe guttata (spotted monkey flower), 2139 nucleotides long. RefSeq names its product NADP-dependent malic enzyme. NCBI's taxonomy places the organism in Eukaryota, Viridiplantae, Streptophyta, Magnoliopsida, Lamiales, Phrymaceae. Gene Ontology annotation, cellular component: chloroplast. Gene Ontology annotation, molecular function: NAD binding; malate dehydrogenase (decarboxylating) (NADP+) activity. Gene Ontology annotation, biological process: malate metabolic process; pyruvate metabolic process. The record is from RefSeq and is a predicted model, not a curated record.